Molecule: messenger RNA, 2055 nt
Organism: Branchiostoma floridae (Florida lancelet)
Lineage: Eukaryota; Metazoa; Chordata; Leptocardii; Amphioxiformes; Branchiostomatidae
Product: HIV Tat-specific factor 1 homolog
Biological process (GO): mRNA splicing, via spliceosome
Cellular component (GO): U2 snRNP; U2-type spliceosomal complex
Molecular function (GO): RNA binding
Source: RefSeq, a predicted model, not a curated record
CAGUUUUCUGCCAGUGGACGAUUACGACAUAAAAAAAGUCGCAAAACGGCCUUGUUUUCUUGCCGUAAAACAGGCCUGUACAUGAUAGUGGUACGAACGAACGUCCAGACGACGUGAAAACGCGCCAAGUUGAGGACCUGCCAGCGUUUGGACCGCGUAGGUUACUGUGUCAGAGGUUCCCUAACUGAACACCCCCCUCCCACCCAGCAUGGCUGCAGCCGAGGAGGAUUUUGAGUUCCAGCUGCAGCAGGAGGAGAUCCAGCGGCACCACCAGGAGCACGGAGACCCCUUCACUUACACGGACCCUGACGAUGGCACGGUGUACGAGUGGGACCAGGACAAACUGGCCUGGUUUCCUAAGAUCACUGAUGAUUUUAUCGCUGCAUAUCAAGCCAACUACGGAGUGGCAGAAUCAACACAACAACAAACAGCAUCAACAACACAACAACAACAAACACAACAACAACAACAGCAACAAAAGAAAGCAAAGAAGGACCUGAAACCAGGGGAGAAGAGAAAAGCAAAUGAUCCUGAGUGGUUUGAUGUCGACGAGGUCAAGAAUACAAACGUUUAUGUUUCAGGCCUCCCCACAGACAUCACAGACGAUGAGUUUAAGGACCUGAUGCAGAAGUGUGGGAUCAUCAUGGAGGACAUGGAGACGGGACAGCCCAAGUUCAAGUUGUACCGGGACCAGAACGGUCAGCUCAAGGGGGACGGGAGGUGCUGCUACCUCAAGAGAGAGUCGGUUGACCUGGCCCUACAGAUCCUGGAUAACUAUGAGUUCAGGAGUCACACCAUCCACGUGGAGCCUGCCAAGUUCCAGCUGAAGGGGGCGUACAACCCAGCACUCAAGAAGAAGAAAAAGAAGCAGAAGAAGCAGAAGAACAUGCAAGAAAGGCUCCUUGACUGGAGACCGGAGAGAAAAGAGCCGCUCCGCCCCAAACACGAGCGAGUGAUGAUCAUCAGGAACAUGUUCCACCCCAAGGACUUUGAGGAGGACCCUCUGGAACUGAACGAGAUCAGCGAUGACUUGAGGAGCGAGUGUGAGAAGUUUGGCAUCGUCAAGAAGGUUCUCAUCUUUGAUAGGCAUCCAGACGGCGUAGCCUCAGUGGCGUACAAGGAAGCUGAAAUGGCGGACGCUGCUGUGGCCGCGCUCAACGGGAGGUGGUUCGGAGGUCGUCAGCUCAAUGUGGCCUUAUGGGAUGGGGUCACGGACUAUCAGAUCGAGGAAACUGACAGAGAGAGAGAAGAGAGGCAGAAAUGGGAGGAGUUUCUGGACCUGGGGGCAGACAUUAGGAAAGGGGAUGCCAAAAAAGAUGAUGCCACGGAACAACAAAGUAGAACAGAGAAGGCCAGCAGCAGCACAGCAGGAGAGUCAACAUCAGAUGGAGGAAAGACGGAGGGAUGAAAAUGUAGGAGAAUUUGCACAAGUUUUCUUGUGUUGGCUGUUAUAUAGACAUUGUAGAUAGCUUUUAUAAAACUAAUUGUUCCAUCACAAAAAGACACAAUCUUGAUGACACCACCAGCCUUACAGUUUACCAAGUAUAAGGCCACUCAGUCAGUCACUGGAUCCAGGAAAAUGUAGUAUCAUGUAGGUUAUUCAGAAUGUCAGAUUGAGUGUUUUUUGAUGGAGCAAAGAUUGGCGCUCUACAAAAUGUAGAAAGUUUGUUUUGUGUAAAUUGAAUGCUAGAUUUCUAUAUGCCACUAUGUAUUUGAGUGGGAUCAUUUCGUGCAUUUCUGCAACCGUAUUUCUACAUGACAUAUAUAUCGAUAAAUGAAGGAGUGUAAUUCAUUUUUAUAUCUGAUAUCCUUCCUUCAAUAGGUAUGUAUACUGAUUACAAUAUCUCUCAAGCCUUACCUAAGUCUUGAGCAUAUAGUCUAAGACUUAAACAUACUCAGUGUUGUAAUAAUCAUGUAAGAGGAGGUCCCAAUUUGCCCAUAUCAUGAUACAUAUACAAAGUACAUGUACAUCAGACAGAGUGACCAAUUUUGUGGUCCCAUAGAUUCUUCUUGCUGGCAUUAAGAAUCCUGUCUACAGUAACCACUGUCUAUACU